Messenger RNA from Physella acuta, 1750 nucleotides. RefSeq lists its product as uncharacterized. Gene Ontology annotation, biological process: translational initiation. The record is from RefSeq and is a predicted model, not a curated record. Lineage: Eukaryota; Metazoa; Mollusca; Gastropoda; Physidae.
UAAAGAAUAUUUUAAUAUGAUUAACCGUUCUUGGACAAGGCAAAAGCGAAAGUAAAAGAACAGUUGAAAAUGGCCUGGAAACUGCAACAUUUCAGACUUUCAUCGAAAUGGUGUUUCUUAUUUAACAUAUCAAUGCUUCAAAACACACAGAAAAAGAUACUUGUUCAAAAUGGAUAUAUACCUUUUUUAAAGUUUUCAACUUUGGCACAUGUACAGCAAUAUUCACUUGGAUUCCCUUGCUCUGACAUGCAGACAAGAAAAAACAGAAAUGUAUUUACUGGGAUUUCUUUAUCUUCAAACUGUUUGUCCUUGCAUCAAAUACACCCCAGAGCUACCCUGGCCACUGAGAGUCAAGCUCGGCAAGGUUUUCAGGACUCAACUGAAUGUUUAAUUUUUGAUGUCAGUGAAAUUCUCAUUAACAAAUCCACUUUCAAAGAGGCCAAAGCCUUGGCAGUUAAACAGAAUGCUCGGUUGGUUUUUAUGAGUAAGAAUAAAGAUGGUGUACCAUGUUUUAAAUUACAACUCUUGCAGCAUUCUAAUCCUGCAGCCCAGUUUCUAGAGAAACAGGUAAAAACACAUACUGAUUCCGGCAGUAAGGUUUCUCAACAACCUUAUAGUAAAGGUUCAGAUGCGUCAUUGAAAGGGUCUCAAAAACAGGAGAAAAAACAGUCUACUACAAGUAAAAGUUAUCGAAAACCAAGUAAAAAACAGUCUGAAACUGCAUUAAAAGGUUCUCAAAAACAAGACAGAAUACUUAGUGAUCCAGCAUUGAUUGAUACUCAAGAACAGGAUAAAAAACAGUCUGAUCCAGCAUUGAGUGCUUCUGAACAACUGGAUAAAAAACAGUCGGAUCAUGUACUGAAAGUUUUUGAACAACCGGACAAACAGUCUGAUCCAGCAUUGAGUGCUUCUGAACAACUGGAUAAAAAAAAGUCGGAUCAUGUGAAAGUUUUUGAACAACCGGACAAGGAGUCUGGUGCUCCGAAACAAGCUGGACAGAAACCUAAAGAGGAUGCACCAAAAUUGUUUAGGAUUAAAUCUUCUAUAAAUGAACACGAUUUAGGCAUCAAAGUUAAAAAAGGUCACAACUUAUUGACCAAAGGACAGUCAGUGAAAUUUAUUGUUCAUAAUUCUGGGGAAGAAAAAAGCAAUUCUCCUGUAGCUAAUAAAAUUACAGAAGAGUUUAAGACUGAUUUCAAAAUCAAGCAAGAGGCUUAUGGAAGAGGUUCUCAAAUCACUGUAUAUCCCAUUCCUAAGGAAAAUCCGUAACAAUAUCACCUUUUAAAAAGAAUUUUUAAAAAUGUUCUAUAAUUGUAAUAAUACCUUUUCUGUAACAUUGUAUUUAAUAGUGAUAAUAACUUUUAUAUGACAUUGUAACUAAGAAUGUGUCUAUGCUGUGGAUUUUUUUUUAGAAUACAUUUAUGUGGUGAAUAUACAUUUUAAAUACUAUUAUCACAAUAAAGGUAAUUUUUCUGACAGUAAGAACAAGUUCUUCUUAGUGGUUGCUGACUGCUUAGAUGUUUUCUUUCUACUCAGCUUAAGACAGGUACCAUUUCCAUACAACUGGUAUGUUAUGUGAUUCAAAUUCAAACCUGUUAAUACCUGAUGAUACAGCUAAGGCUUUAGAUUACCACUUGUAGAGCUGAUACAGGCUGAUGGAUCAUAUGAUGUCAAUUCUGGAUGGCUGAUAAAAAUAUUAAAUCACACAGAAAACAAUGCCCAUGUUGCUGUCUUUAGGUUAUACAAGAUU